AUGCCUCUCCUGAUGCCGCAGGGCACUCCGUCAGCCACCGCCAUGCCGCCAGCAGCCGCAGCAAGCGCGGACCCGAGCUCUUCCGCCUCGACGUCGAUGACCGGCCUCGCCGACUCGGCGGCACCCGCGACGGCGGCACCAGACGCCCCAGGCGGCCUGCGAGGCCUCGUGCAGAGUGCUCUUGAUUCCAACCCCUACUUCUCCGCCGGCUUUGGCCUCAUGGCCCUCGGCGUCGGCGCCCAAGUUCUGCGACGAGGCGCCGUCCAGGCCGCCAACCUCGCCCAGCGCCGCCUCCUCGUCUCGCUCGAGAUCUCGUCAAAGGACCCGUCGUACCUGUGGUUCCUGCAGUGGAUGUCGGCUCAGUCGGCGCGUCAAGCCGCGCUCGCCAACCAGCCGCUGCGAGGGUUCGAGGGCCUCGCGAGCAGGGUCCGCAGCCACGAGCUCGCCGUCGAGACCAAGUACGAGCAGCGCAAGGACGGCAGCUCGACGGCCGAGUUCAGCCUCGUACCUGGCCCGGGCACGCACUACUUCCGCUACAAGAGCGCGUGGUUCCAGGUCAAGCGCGAGCGCGCCACCAACAUGCUCGACCUCAACUCGGGCACGCCCUGGGAGACGGUCCACCUCACGACCCUGUCGCGCGACCGCGACCUGUUCUCGAACCUGCUCGGCGAGGCGCGCGAGCUCGCGCAGCAGGCCGUCGUCGGGCGCACUGUCAUCUACACGGCGUGGGGCGCAGAGUGGAGGCCGUUCGGGCAGCCGAGGGAGAAGCGGCUGCUCGAGAGCGUCGUGCUCGACGAGGGCGUCAAGGAGCGGGUCGUCGAGGACGUGCAGGGCUUCAUGCGGCGGGGCAAGUGGUACUCGGAGCGAGGAAUCCCGUAUCGGCGCGGCUACCUCCUGUACGGCCCGCCAGGGUCGGGCAAGUCGUCGUUCAUCCAGGCGCUCGCCGGCUCGCUCGACUACAACAUCUGCGUCCUCAACCUCUCGGAGCGCGGCCUCACCGACGACAAGCUCAACCACCUCCUCGCCAACGCGCCCGAGCGCUGCUUCAUGCUCCUCGAGGACAUCGACGCCGCCUUCUCGUCCCGGUCACAGACGGGCGAGGCUGGGUUCAACAGCAACGUGACGUUCUCGGGCCUCCUGAAUGCGCUCGACGGCGUCGCCUCGUCGACCUCGCAGCGGCUCCUCUUCCUCACGACCAACCACCUCGAGAAGCUCGACGCCGCGCUCAUCCGGCCCGGGCGCGUCGACCUCAAGGAGCUCAUCGACGACGCCACGCCCCACCAGGCCUCGGAGCUCUUCACGCGCUUCUACCACGACGAGGACGGCCUCGACGAGGCGGCGUUCGCCGAGCUCAAGGCGGCCAUGGUGCGCGAGGUCGAGAGCGCGAUGCACGACGGCGUGCGCGUCAGCAUGGCGGCGCUCCAGGGCCACUUUAUCCGCAACAGCGCCCGGCAGGCCGUCGCCGAGUGGCCAGAGCUGCGCAGGAUGGCCGAGAUGGACAGGGCGCUGCGGGCGGUGGCUGGGGCGGAGCAGGAGAAGGUCCAUUUUGCGUCGAGCCCUUGA
Rhodotorula graminis WP1 is the source of this 1563-nucleotide messenger RNA. RefSeq lists its product as uncharacterized. The record is from RefSeq and is a predicted model, not a curated record. The transcript has 6 exons. Gene Ontology annotation, molecular function: ATP binding; ATP hydrolysis activity. Gene Ontology annotation, cellular component: mitochondrial inner membrane. Bases 1 to 1563 code for a protein of 520 amino acids. Gene Ontology annotation, biological process: protein insertion into mitochondrial inner membrane from matrix; mitochondrial respiratory chain complex III assembly. Lineage: Eukaryota; Fungi; Basidiomycota; Microbotryomycetes; Sporidiobolales; Sporidiobolaceae.